UCCUCACUUUAGCACUUGAGAAGAAAGGCUUACACAGCUGAAGUCUACUUAUUAUUUCUUUUAAUUAAACAAAAUAUUUACAUCAUGUGUACAGGAAAGUGCUCCAAGGGUAUUGGCAUCUGUCUCUAUCCACUGGCAGUGUUGUCCAUCUUCUGCAACAUUUUGAUGUUCUUCCCUGAUUUUCAAACCAGUUAUUCCAAGAUGGAAGCAGAGGGUCUCUACCGUCUUACAGAUGAGAUCAAAUACAUGGGAGGUGUUGUUGGAGGAGGCAUCUUGGUGUUGAUCCCUGCAAUCCACAUCCACAGCACUGGGAGACAAGGCUGUUGUGCAAAUCGCUGUGGGAUGUUCCUGUCCAUUAUCUUCGCUGCAGUUGGUGUGGCUGGUGCUCUGUACAGUGGCACUAUAGCUGGGGUUGGACUGAUUCGUGGACCAGUUUGCAGAUUUGAAAAUGCCACAUGGAGCAGACCAUUCCUAAAUAGCUCUGAAAGCUACUUGGGGAACUCUGACAUGUGGGACAUUUGCGAAGAGCCAAAAGAUAUUGUGGUGUUUAAUAUUGGGCUGUUUUCUGCGCUGCUGGUGGCUGCUUGUUUAGAGCUGCUGCUCUGUGGAUUCCAGGUGCUCAACGGUCUCUUUGGCUGCAUCUGUGGAACAUGCAAUCACAAAGAGGUUGCAUAAGUUCAAAAUGACAACAGCCAGAUAACGUAGGAGCAAGAUUUAUCACCAGACACGUAUCAGUCUUCAUCUGUGACCUUUAGCAAAUGUAGGAGUGUAUAGUAAUAAACAAAAAAGGAUCUACAAAAUGUACUUCACUGUCUAACAUUAUAUGUUGCAUAUAAAAACAUUAUUUACAGAUUGAAUAAAAGAUUGAGAAC
Messenger RNA from Carassius carassius (crucian carp), 872 nucleotides. RefSeq names its product transmembrane 4 L6 family member 5-like. The coding region runs from base 85 to 675 and encodes 196 amino acids. The transcript is spliced from 5 exons. Gene Ontology annotation, cellular component: membrane. The record is from RefSeq and is a predicted model, not a curated record. NCBI's taxonomy places the organism in Eukaryota, Metazoa, Chordata, Actinopteri, Cypriniformes, Cyprinidae.